CGAAAACUGCAGUAUAAAAGCAACAUUUCCUUGGGAGUAAAGCCUGUUCGGUAGCUGAAAUGUUUGGAAGUCUGUACCUGUUGUUAUUUGUGCUGUUGGUGGAGUUAUUAUGGUGGUCUAUCGCAAUACAACUAAACCCUUCGCGCUUUCCCCGCGACUUUCUCUUUGGGACUGCUACUUCCGCUUAUCAAAUUGAAGGGGCAUGGAACGUCAGUGGCAAAGGAGAAAGUAUCUGGGACCAUCUGACUCACAAUUAUCCAUCUAUGAUAAUAGACCAAAGCAACGGGGACGUUGCCUGCAAGUCGUAUUAUAAAAUGGACGAAGAUUUAGAAAUCCUUAAGGACUUGGGAGUAGAUUUUUACAGAUUUUCUAUUUCUUGGACACGUCUCCUUCCUACAGGAUAUUCCACUUAUAUCAACGAGGAUGGAUUACAGUAUUAUAAUAGAUUAUUAAAUUUACUUAAGCGAAACAAUAUAAAAGCGAUGGUAACCAUAUACCAUUGGGAUCUUCCACAAGUGUUACAAGAACACGGAGGCUGGACGAAUUCGUCCAUUAUAGACGUUUACGUCGACUAUGCAAGGGUACUUUUCGAAUUAUUCGGUGAUAGGGUUCACACUUGGAUAACAUUCAACGAACCAUAUCAAAUUUGCAGAGAGGGAUAUGGUUCGGACAGGAAAGCACCAGCUUUGAACAAUUCCGGUAUUAGCGACUACAUUUGUGGUUACAAUCUACUCAGGGCUCACGCUAAAGCCUUCCACCUUUACAACAACACCUAUAGAAGGGUACAAAAGGCAAAAAUUGGAAUAACUGUUCAAGCACCGUGGGCAGAACCAGCAACGUCCAGGGAAGGCGAUGUCCAAGCUGCUAAUCGGCUGAUGCAAUUUCGGAUGGUUUACGCAUCCAAUUUACGAAGUGCUUUAGAAGGAUACAAUUCCUCGCGUUUACCACAAUUUACCUCCAAAGAAAUCGAAUAUAUCAAGGGCACUUCUGACUUUUUCGGUCUUAAUCACUAUACGAGUGUUAUGGGUGCCGAGUUGCCCUUCGUGAUACCCGCGGCACUUGGAACAUCUUUCGCGUACGACCUGAAUUUGACCUAUUUUUACAACACAUCUUGGCCAUCUGACACGGAUUGGCUGAAGGUGGUACCAUGGGGCUUGGAAAAGUUAUUGCUCUUUAUCAAAGAAGAGUACGACAAUCCGGACAUCUAUAUCACAGAAAACGGUUAUGCAGAUCGAGAGACUCUAAAUGAUUACGCCAGGUUGACAUACCAUCGGGACUAUUUAAAUGCCACGCUGAAUGCCAUGGCACAAGGCGCUUCUGUUAAAGUCUACACCGCCUGGACUCUCAUGGAUAAUUUUGAAUGGAUGGCAGGAUACACUGAAAGGUUUGGUCUUGUCCAUAUCGAUUAUGAAAGUGAAAAUCGUACGAGAACAUACAAAAGGUCUGCAUACUUCAUGAAACACGUAUUCAAGAGAAGGAGAAUUACAGGAUUCGGAAGCCGAAGUGGCAAACUUAAGACUGGAGUAAGUUGUUUAAUUGUAACGCUAUUGUUCUCUUUGUGGAUCUAAUAGUACGGUACUAUAAGGAAAUAAAACCUCAUACAUUUCA
Molecule: messenger RNA, 1608 nt
Organism: Agrilus planipennis (emerald ash borer)
Lineage: Eukaryota; Metazoa; Arthropoda; Insecta; Coleoptera; Buprestidae
Product: myrosinase 1-like
Exons: 9
Coding region: 60-1568 (502 amino acids)
Biological process (GO): carbohydrate metabolic process
Molecular function (GO): beta-glucosidase activity
Source: RefSeq, a predicted model, not a curated record